CCCUCCCUCUCGCUCUUCCUGACGUCAGGAGGAGGGCGUGUGUGAGUGAGUGAGUGAGGGGCUUGAGGUGCUGCAUUCUCUCUCUCUCUCUCUCUCUCUCUCUCUCUCUCUCUCUCUCUCACACACACACACACACACACACACACACACAGGCGUACACACAACACAUCUUUCAGACCCUCCCCUGCUGGCCAGCUCCAAGCGCCCCGAGAGAGGCAGAGUGCUGAAGGCGGCAGCAGGAGGCAGUGCCUGGACCUCAUCUGCCAGGGAGAGGCCUGGCAACCACUAAUGUGCUCUCUGUCUCUGUGGAUCUGUCAGUUCUGGACAUUUCACGUGUUUGGAAUCACGCAAUGUGGCCUUUUGUGACUGGCUUCUUCCACGUAGCGUAAUGGUUUCCAGUCUCGUCCGUAUUGGAGCGGACGGAGCCUGUGGCUGGUGCGGCUGCCGAGCAGGGCCAGGCCGGGCCCUGCCCGCAAGGACGCCCGAGUUCUUCACCGGCCCCUGAGCCCGGGAGCCCACCAGGCUCUCUUGCUGGAUCCGCCAUGACUUCAGAGCCCACGUCACCCCCAGUAGUGCCCCCACUCCACUCUCCCAAGUCUCCUGUCUGGCCCACCUUCCCUUUCCACCGGGAGGGCAGCAGGGUCUGGGAGCGGGGAGGUGUCUCAUCUCGGGACCUGCCCAGUCCUCUGCCCACCAAACGGACCAGGACAUACUCAGCGACAGCCCGUGCCUCGGCUGGCCCAGUGUUCAAGGGUGUCUGUAAGCAGUUCUCACGCUCACAGGGCCAUGGCUUCAUCACACCUGAGAAUGGAUCCGAGGACAUCUUUGUGCACGUAUCUGACAUCGAGGGAGAAUACGUGCCAGUGGAAGGCGACGAAGUGACCUACAAGAUGUGCCCCAUCCCACCCAAGAAUCAGAAGUUCCAGGCUGUGGAGGUGGUGCUCACACAAUUGGCCCCACACACUCCCCACGAGACGUGGUCUGGCCAGGUCGUGGGCUCCUAGGCUGGGGGGCUCACGGGUCAGCUGCUGGGCGGGUGGGGAGCCACACUGGGUAGAUGGGCAGCCUCGGGCUCCGGGCCCCGCUGCGCCGGCUGACCCAGUUCCCUGGGCGGCCUCAGUGUACACGUCAGUCUGUCUGUGCUUGUGGCCGUGAGCGUGUGCCUCCAUCCACCCCCGUGACCAGUGACUGUUGUGUGAGCUGGACCGAAGGGGAGGCCACCAGACCUGCCUUCUGUUUGUCCGCUCUCUCCUCCCCCUCCCUGCCACAUCCGCACAGGACUCCCUCGCCCUUCUGUCCACUGAGCCUCUGAAGGCCUGCGUCAGGCCUGGGAGGCGGGGGCACCAGUGGGCCCACCGUACCAGCUUGUUCCCCUUGCCUCUGCCCCAGGCCUGGCCCCGGGACCAGACUCUGCUUGUACUUAAACCGCCCACCCUGGGCUGGGGUCUCCCACUGUGGCCUGUACCCCUUCUCUCAGAAACCAGGCCAGCGAGAGCUCUGGGGGAGCCUCCCAGCCUCUGGCAGGGCAAGAGGGCAAACGUUGGAGGCAGACAGAGCCCUCCUCACUGCCACGGCCCAGCCUUCCUUCCACCUGCUCUCUCUUGGCAUACUGGAGAAGUAGGCAAGAAGGAGCCGAGCGUGGAAUGUAGUUUUUGGGGUCCUGGUUUUGCCGGCCACAGUCCCUCCUCCCCAGCCUGAUAACAGCUCUAUGAACUCGGGUAAGGCCAUGUCCCCUCCCCGGGACUGCGCUGAGCCAUGCUGCCUCCACCCUCCAAGACGCAGAUCUGGGGAGGGGUGGGGGCGCAUCGCCCCCAGUUUGGAUGGAGCCAUCCCCUUUGCCCUGACCCACAGGCUCUGCUGAUACUCCGCCCAUGCUCAGAUCCACUGGCUGCUGAGGACCCAGUGAUGCAGACGCAUGUCCCCUCAGGCAGGGCCAGGCAUGGGCACCUACAGGAUGGCCCUCAGCCUGUGACACCACCAGCCCUGCAACCCCUUGCUGGCCUCUUCCUGCAGCUAUAGUAGGUGGCUACUGUGCCCCAACAGGCCAGUGGCUGAGGUGUGAUCCCGAUCUCUCGAGUCCCUUAAGGGGUGUGUGUGUGUGUGUGUGUGUGUGUGUGUGUGUGUGUUCACUCUUGGGUGGGGGGCUGGUCUGGCCUGGGAGGCCAGGACGGAGCAGCUUUGCCUCCGUCCUACCACCACCCCCACCCCGACCCUCCUUUCCAUAAAACACAUCAUUUGAUGGGAAAAGAAAUGGGGGUCAAGGAAGUCUUGCCAGGGACAGUGACCCUUAGGAGACUGGGUCUGUGAAUAAAAUGGGCUCAAAUGCCCAGAAUGAGGGGGUAUCUGUUUAGAAGGAUCCCCAGCCCUGUGGGAGCCCUGAGGCCCCAAGGUAGAGAGAUCAGCUGGGGUAGACUCCCCCUCCCCUGUUCUCAGUCCCUGCAAGGCUAGGGGGCCAGAACUGCUGAGAUAUGCUGGAUGGCCCCUGCAAACUGAGAAUGGCCCAGCCUGACACCCCACUCUGAGCUGCAGCUACUCCAGCAAGGCCUAGGGCUUGCCCUGGAGGAACAAGGACUUCCUGGCUUCCUUGGUGGAAGGUUUAUUGGUGCCCUCCCCACCCCUCCCUUAAGGCACUUGCUGGGAGACAGGAUGUGGUGACAUCAGCCCAGGGCUGCCUGGCGGGGAGGGAGGGGCAGGAGGGCUCCUCCAGACCCACAGCCCUGCAUCAUCAAGUCAGAGAUCCCCCUGAGACCCACAGCCUCCCGGACGCCCCCUCCCCACCUCCUAACACUGGCAAUAAACCCUCAACUGUGACUCA
Molecule: messenger RNA, 2815 nt
Organism: Neofelis nebulosa (Clouded leopard)
Lineage: Eukaryota; Metazoa; Chordata; Mammalia; Carnivora; Felidae
Gene: CSDC2
Product: cold shock domain containing C2
Exons: 5
Coding region: 543-1004 (153 amino acids)
Biological process (GO): regulation of mRNA stability
Cellular component (GO): cytoplasm
Molecular function (GO): mRNA 3'-UTR binding
Source: RefSeq, a predicted model, not a curated record